AAUUACAGAUGCAUCGCUCUUACAGCCAUCGCUGAAAAAGUUUAUAAGCUACUCUUACUCAACAGAAUACAACCAGAAAUUGAGAAAGCUUUGAGAAGAAAUCAAAAUGGCUUCAGAAAAAAUAGAUCAGCUGUCGGACAAAUACUUACAUUUCAUCGUCUACUUGAAGGAACAAAAGCCAGAAAUCUUGAAGUAGUAUUACAAUUUGUUGAUUUCUCAAAAGCUUUUGUCUCCAUCCACCGUGGUAAAUCAAUGGUGAGAUCUCCAGAUACAAGUUUCUUUGAUAUUAGAGCCGAAGUGCUCCAGGUAGACACUUUGGCACUUUUUCUCUUUGAGGUGACUCUGGAUUAUGUUCUCAGGACAUCACUUGUCAAUCUAAACAGCCUCGGUUUCACACUUACGAAGACUAGAUCGAUCGGACAUCUAACUCAAAACAUAAUCGAUAUACACUAUGCUGAUAAUUUAGCCUCGCUCUCUGACACAAUAUCAAACUCCUACCAAUUACUUCAUAGUCUAGAAUUAGCUGCACAUGAUAUUGGACUAUGUUAA
Molecule: messenger RNA, 549 nt
Organism: Octopus bimaculoides (California two-spot octopus)
Lineage: Eukaryota; Metazoa; Mollusca; Cephalopoda; Octopoda; Octopodidae
Source: RefSeq, a predicted model, not a curated record